Varroa destructor (honeybee mite) is the source of this 1328-nucleotide messenger RNA. Its product is annotated as invertebrate-type lysozyme 3-like. Gene Ontology annotation, molecular function: lysozyme activity. NCBI's taxonomy places the organism in Eukaryota, Metazoa, Arthropoda, Arachnida, Mesostigmata, Varroidae. The record is from RefSeq and is a predicted model, not a curated record.
UGUUGCGUUUCAUUCGCGUAGGUUCCUCCGUUCCGAUAGUCACAGACGGUACUGUGCCCAUAUCACUAUCGCGACAAUAUUUUUAUCACCAUAUGGCAGGCGAAGCGCUGGGCAGUGACAUGUCGCUUCGAUCGCGCUAAGCGGAGAGGAUCUAACCAGGUCGUCGUCGUCGUCAUCGUUUUAGGCUCCUUGCCACAGGGUCGUUGCAAACUUGUAACGGAUUACCUGUGACGGUACGUAUCGGAAAAACAGGCAUUACUCGUCGCCUGUUUUGGUGGUCCUCGACCCGGGCCUUCGCUGACCGGACAGCGUCGUGCCUGCUGUCUACAGUGCAAAUCUGUCGAAGCAUUGCACCGCAUUCUUUUGCAAGCAACAGCCAUUCUUUAGAAGUGAACUCAGUGUUCAUUGACUGCUGCAAUCGUCGUCUAAUCUCUUGCCGCAGGAAAACCCAACGCUAAAUAUGAGAACGGCCGCGGCUCUGAUUCUAGCCGCUCUUACAGUGGGUACUUAUAGCCAGAAUUCUACGCGAGAUUGCCUCGACUGCAUUUGUCAGGCAUCGACUAAAUGUAAAUUGGAUCAAGGGUGUCACAACGCUGGGCCAGAUGCUUACUUCUGUGGACCAUAUACGCUUUCCUACGCCUAUUGGGUGGAUGCUGGUAAACCUGGAGAAGCAAACAUUGACCACUUCGAAAAAUGCCUCAAGGACAAAAAGUGCUCUGAGUUGACGAUUGUUCAGUAUAUGAACAAAUGGGGAACGGAUUGCGACGGCGAUGGUCGAAUCACAUGUUAUGAUUAUGCGCGCAUUCACAAAGGUGGCCGCAAUGGCUGCCCUGCGAAAUGGGUCGACGACACCGACUAUUGGACAGGGUUUACCGAGUGCAUGGAAUUGAAAUCGAAACGGCAAUGAAGCUUGUCACGUCGCAUGCAGCUGACAGAAGAACACGGCAGCAAUGACAAUUACGACAAAAUAUAUGUAUAGUUUUUGCAGGAUACAUUGAGCCUUGUGUUCUGGUUCGCCAAUUUUAACAGUACAUCCGAUUGUCAGUUAAAAGAUGUAGACUGCUUUCUGUCUAUACAUACUCCAUACAUCUGGGUCAUUUUUACCUAACAGACGACCUGUUAAGAUCGAAGAAAGCUUCACUUUAUUAUAUUGGACGUUGCGCCAUUUUGAGGAAUGGAUUGGAAAAUAAGAAGAAAAUUGGCCUCAAACAUCGUUCGAAAUUUUGUGAUGAAUAUUAAUAAAAUGUAGUAAAAAAAAAGGAAUAUGCACGAUUGAGAGACGAUUAAUUGUCGGAAAUAAAAGUGACCUGGUUUUAUUUAACAAAUUA